Molecule: messenger RNA, 792 nt
Organism: Ipomoea nil (Japanese morning glory)
Lineage: Eukaryota; Viridiplantae; Streptophyta; Magnoliopsida; Solanales; Convolvulaceae
Product: kirola-like
Exons: 2
Coding region: 43-486 (147 amino acids)
Biological process (GO): defense response
Source: RefSeq, a predicted model, not a curated record
CUAAUAAGAAUCAAAUUAAAUCACUACUCUCUUUGGUAAAAGAUGGGCCUUAAAGGCAAGGUAGUUGGGCAGGUAGAGAUCAGUUUUCAUGGAGAUAUUUAUCAUGAAAUCUUUAGAGAGAGACCACAUCAUCUGCCCUCCAUGUGUUCAGCUAUUCAUUCAAUUGAAGGCCAGGGAGGAACUGUGGGCUCCACCAUCACCUUGAUAUUUACCCAUGAAGGGAAGACCAAAAUGGCAGAAGAUGUUAUUGAGGCCAUAGAUGAUGAGAAGAAAUUGGUGAAAUUCAGAGUGGUUAAAGGUGACAUCUUGGAGUCCUAUAAGAGUUUCAGUCUAACAUGUCAAGUUCAUAGCAAUGAUGAUGAUCAUUUUGUGACAUGGACUCUUGAGUAUGAGAAGUUGAGUGAGGAGAUUCCCGAGCCACUCUCUUAUCUCCAAACUAUCCUAGAUAUUACCAAAGAAAUGGAGGAUCACCAUGCAAAGAAAUAAUAAUCCUACUCUAUAAUAAAGUCAACUUUUAGUAAGAAAAAAAUAAUGAUGAUGAUAAUAGUCGGUAUCAAAUGUAAUUAUUUAUUCAAUAUAUUUUCGUUAUAAGUUGUAGCUCAAAGAGUCAAUACCCCAUUACCAGGGUUUAAUUCUGUGACAAUCCCUCAAGGAGAGGGACAUAGGUGCCAAUUGAGCAUAAUAUGGUUGGCCAAAUUAUCUCUUUACGUCUUUUUCAAUUUGAUAGUUAAAGGUUUGGGCUGUGGUCUUGAUGCAUAUGAAUUAAAUCUAGUUUUAGAUUAAUUCUAUGCA